ACUUCAGUCCAUAGGAUGUGACGCAUCCAGUUUUCCUGUUUGCAUUUUGUCUCGCUCAGUCGGAGGCGGAGGAGGCUGAGUGGAAAAUGGCCGACGGUGUGGAUCACAUCGAUAUUUACGCGGAUGUAGAAGAGGAGUUCAAUCAGGGUGAGGAUUACCCAGUGCACGACCAGAUAGACUUGUACGAUGACGUAAUCUCUCCGUCUGCCAACAAUGGAGAUGCCCCAGAGGACCGGGACUACCUGGACAAUUUGCCCCAGCCUGUGGGCUCGGAGGGGGGCAAGGGCCCUUCAUCUAACGUGGUCUACACAUACACGGGCAAGAGGAUUGCCCUGUACAUUGGAAACCUCACAUGGUGGACGACAGAUGAAGAUUUGUCAGAUGCCAUUCGGUCGAUAGGUAUUAAUGACGUGCUUGAGAUCAAGUUCUUUGAGAACCGCGCCAAUGGCCAGUCGAAAGGGUUUGCGCUGGUGUGUGUUGGUUCUGAUGCUUCUUCCAGAAAGCUACUGGACCUGCUGUCUAAGCGCGAACUUCACGGGCAGAACCCCAUCGUCACACCGUGCAACAAACAGUCCCUCAGCCAGUUUGAGAUGCAAUCCCGGAAAAGCACACAAUCAGGUCAAAUGUCUGGCGAGGGUAAAGCUGGCCCGCCUGGUAUCGGCCGCGGCGGCUUCCCCAUGGGCCGAGGCCGAGGGCGCUUCCCCGGCCCCCCAGGUCCAGGAGGAGAUCGUUUCCCCGGCCCAGUUGGACCCGGAGGCCCUCCACCCUUCCCAGGGCCCGGGGCCAUAACCCAUAGGCACCCCAACAGCCAGCUGAUGGAUAUGAAUUUCAAUUGCUUCCAGCCGGGCCGCGAUGGGAGCUGGCGACCCAGAGGAGGCAUGCAGGGACCACCCCGCCCUCCACCUGGCCCACCUGGCCCCCCUGGCCCCCCCGGGCCCCCACCUCCGGGACAGGGUCUGCCCCCACCCCUCUCUGGGCCCCCUAACAGAGGCGAUCGCCCCCCUCCCCCAGUCAUGUUCCCAGGCCAGUUUGGCCAGCCCCCCAUGGGACCCCUCCCCCCAGGUCCUCCCCCACCUGGCUACGGCCCUCCUCCCGGCCCCCCUCCCCCCCAGCAAGGCCCUCCUCCCCCAGGUCCCUUCCCCCCACGCCCCCCUGGUCCCAUAGGCCCCCCCAUGGCCCUGGCACCCCCUCCACACAUGCAGGGUCCCCCCCCUGGUGGGCCCCCCCCUGCCCCUCACGUCAACCCCGCCUUCUUUCCCCCGCCCGGCAACAACAACAUGCCCUCGUCGGACAGCAGAGGCCCUCCUCCAAACGACCCCUACGGCCGGCCGCCUCCUUACGACCGAGGAGACUACGGCCCUGGUGGCAGGGAGAUGGAUUCGGCACGGACCCCGCUGAGCGAAGCAGAGUUUGAGGAGAUCAUGAACCGUAACAGGGCCAUUUCCAGCAGCGCUAUCUCACGUGCGGUGUCUGACGCAAGUGCUGCGGACUAUGGGAGUGCGAUAGAGACGUUGGUGACUGCCAUCUCUCUGAUCAAGCAGUCGAAAGUGUCUGCUGACGAUCGCUGUAAAGUCCUCAUCAGCUCGCUACAGGACUGCCUGCACGGCAUCGAGUCCAAGUCCUACGGCUCUGCGUCGAGACGGGAGCGCUCUCGUGAACGUGACCACAGCCGGUCGCGAGAGAAGAGUCGCCGACACAAGUCGCGAAGCCGUGACCGCCACGAGGACUACUACCGGGAACGUAGCCGCGAGCGGGAUCGCCACCGCGAGAGGGACCGAGACCGCGAGAGAGAUCGAGACCGCGAGAGGGAGUACCGGCACCGCUAGAUGGCCAGUGAAGCUGUCGGAAGAGGAGGAGUCCCGCCUGGAUAAGCACCCAUCCACCCGCCCGUCUCGCCAGGACCUUACUGCUACCCAGCGACCCUCAUCUACCCACCCUUCCCUCGCCCUCUCUCUUUCUCUCUCUUCUACCAACUUUGCGUCAGAGGAUGGGACUGACAUUGUUGUGUAAGGCUACAUUAGAGGUGUACAGAAACAAAAAGACCCUUCAUCCUAUACUCAUGGUUUAAAAACAAAACAAAAAAAAAAAACAUGCCUCUUUUUUUUAUUUUUUUGUUUUAUUUGAAAGACAUACAAAGACAGACCUAUCAUACCUGUGUAAUUAAAAGAAAUCUCUGCUUUGCAUCGUAAAAUCCACUAAGGAAUAAAAACUUUGCGUGCGUUCCCCUAAACGAUAAAACAUUUUGACCGCUAUAAUGUAUAAACUGUCUGUCUAGGGAUAUUGUUUUUAUAGGGACUACUUCUGGUAAGCGUCUUUAUUUUUUUUCUCUUAAUGACUCCUUCCCCUCCUUGUCUGUCUCAUGGUUCGGAUAAUGUUUGUAAAUGUCUAUGCUUUGAUUGAUUAUUAAAUAGAUUCUGUGUUGUAAUAAACUGUUUGCUGGGGUUGCCAAUUGCUUAUACUCUUGAGUUCCUUAAGCUGACGUCUCACACCUAGUAUAUAUGAAAUGUGCCUUGAUGGGUCAAUGUCAUAUUACUGGUCAUUUGAAGACAGAAACUUCUCUGCAUUGCACUGUCUUGUUUUAUACAGAAGUAAUCUUAAAACUAAAAAGAAAGUUUUAGGUGUUUAUUUUCAGACUACAGGCCACCGUGUGAUUUUUUUUUUUUUUUUUUUUUUUUUUUAAUUUUUUUUUUUUUUAACAAAUAUUAAGGUGUACACUAAAUUGGGUAAACUAUGCUGUUAAAUGUCACUGGUCGCUGGCAAGAGACUUAUAGUCCCGCUGCCUGACUAAUUAACGUCAGGCUUGUGUUCCAGCAAUGGUAGAGAUGUCACUCCUUGGAGUAUAACUGCCACAGAAAACAAAAAUGUGUACAUUGAAGUGAUACUACUACCAGUAAGAUAUGUGGACUUGUACUCCAUGUAUACUGACUGUCACAUUGUUUGGCAAAAAAAUCAGUUACUGAUUGUGCCUUGAAGAGCAUUGACAUGUAAUUUUUUUAUUGUGUACUAUAUUACUGAUGGUUGAGUCGCGUAGAUGUACAUAGUGAACUUAGUGUAGUUAGUAGGAUUUUAAAAAGUGGUAACAAAUGUUUACAUGAUCAGUGCUUUAAUAGACACUCCCAUUUCAUACGUGUUUUAUUGUUUUGUUUUUUUGUUUCUUUUUUGUUUGUUUGUUGACCAAAUUAAAUGUAGAACCGUUGGUACAGUAGAGUAAAAGUAAAUGCACGCUCAUGUCAAAUGACACUCCUCUAGUCAAGUUGUUGUUGUUGAGCAACAAAUUGACCAGUUCAUCUGGCCUCUUACCUUCAUUGCGGUGAUACCAAUCUGAAAUAUCUUGACGGAACUAAUGAAUGGUUAUGGAGUUUGUAAUUUUCUAAAUUACACUGAUGAUAUUUUGAAAGAGUCCAUAUGCACAUUUUCCUGACAUUUUAUCAGACAAAACACUGUGACCUGAAAUAUUUUGCACCUAAUACAUGCAGUGUAGUUUUAAAACCAAUUUGCUUAAUAGGCAUUGUGAUGAUGUUAAUUGGCUUGGCUUUGAAUUUGUUGUUGAUCUCAAUUUAAAUGACUAGUUCCAUUUUCUCAGAUGUGUUGACUCAUUCAAGUUUAAUUGCACUGAUAUUGUUUUUCUGUUUUUGGGAACGUAUUACACCACUCUAGUCGAAUUAUAUAAUACCCCUCAGGGAAUGUGGUUUAUUUUUUAACAGAUUUUAAAUGAAAAUGUGAAUUUCUAGGCUCAAAAGUAGGGCAAACAUACUUUCAUGCUUUUCGUGUGGAUAUGUGGAGACUAUAUUACCCAGGCACUGUAUGUGGAAUGAGGACCUUUUGCAGUAUUUUACAUGCAGGUAAAUUGAGUGGCCAUCUAAACAUACAUUUUUGAAUACUGGUACCAUUCUUCUAUGAUUUGUCACAUCUCAACCUUAUCCUUCCCUCUUUUUAAGUCAUAAUUUCUUACUUUGUUAACAACAAGGGAUCAGUUUUCAACAAAAAAGUUUGCACACAGUUCAAAUACGUAUUUGUCUGUAUCAAUACACAUAACAUAUAGUCACUGUGUAGGAAUUUAUAAGCCUUGUUUUGGCUAGCUGUGUUGUAGCAGGCUUGUAUUCAAGUGUCUGAUUCAGACCAGUGAUAUACUGAAUCGUGUUUUAUUUUACUGACCUGUUCCCAAUUAUGCAAAAAUGCAUUUUAGACACACACACACACUCUCUCUAUCAGGGAUUAUAUUAGGCCCUGGUUACAUUUCAUUUAUGCAUUUGAAUGUGGUUGUUUUGUACUGUUUUUUUCCAGAUCUGUACAGUAUUUAAAGGAUAGAUCUUUUUUCGUAAGACAUUGUCAUGUUUUGGGUGUUCUUAAUAAAGUAGUGUGCCACAGUG
Messenger RNA from Alosa sapidissima (American shad), 4370 nucleotides. Its product is annotated as cleavage and polyadenylation specificity factor subunit 6-like. Gene Ontology annotation, biological process: mRNA alternative polyadenylation. Gene Ontology annotation, molecular function: mRNA binding. Lineage: Eukaryota; Metazoa; Chordata; Actinopteri; Clupeiformes; Clupeidae. Gene Ontology annotation, cellular component: mRNA cleavage and polyadenylation specificity factor complex. The record is from RefSeq and is a predicted model, not a curated record.